Molecule: messenger RNA, 1095 nt
Organism: Morus notabilis
Lineage: Eukaryota; Viridiplantae; Streptophyta; Magnoliopsida; Rosales; Moraceae
Product: WAT1-related protein At3g30340
Exons: 6
Coding region: 1-1095 (364 amino acids)
Cellular component (GO): plasma membrane
Molecular function (GO): transmembrane transporter activity
Source: RefSeq, a predicted model, not a curated record
AUGGCCAGAGGUGGUGAAGAAUGGAAGCCAUUUAUGGCAAUGGUAGGAGUCGACCUUGCCUUCGCAGUCGUGAACAUUCUUCUCAAGAAAGUGCUCGACGAGGGAAUGGACCAUUUGGUUCUUGUAACCUACCGCCUCUCCAUUUCAGCCAUUUUCUUAGCCCCAAUCGCCUACUUUUGGGAAAGGGAUAGCAGACCAAGGCUCACACUUCGCAUCUUAUGCUAUCUCUUCCUCAGUGCCAUUAUUGGGGCAUCUCUAACACAAUACCUGUUCCUCCUGGGGAUUCAAUACACAUCGGCCACUUUCUCAUGCGCCUUCAUCAACAUGGUGCCCGUCCUCACGUUUCUAAUGGCUUUACCGUUCGGAAUAGAGGCAGUGAACUUGAAAUGCAACAGUGGGCGAGCCAAAGUCAUAGGAACACUCGUCUGCAUAGGUGGCGGUGCUUUAUUGACGCUUUACAAAGGACCAUCUCUAUUUGAAAAUUCCCAUGUCACUAAUCGCAUGAUGGACAGCACUAUUGGCAUAAGCUCUGCCAAGAAAGCUGAGAGAUGGACCAUUGGUACAAUAGCUCUGGUCAUAGGAACACUCUCCUGGUCUUCCUGGUUUCUUCUGCAAUCAAGCAUAGGCAAGAGGUACCCCUGCCAGUAUUCCAGCACGGCCAUCAUGUCCUUCUUUGGUGCCAUUCAGUCCGCCAUCUUGAGUUUUUCGACGGGCAGCCACUUCUCUGUGUGGAUUCUACGAGGGUGGAUACAAGUAGCAACGGUUAUGUUUGCUGGGAUGGUAGGAUCAGGGUUGGGGUACGUGACAAUGUCAUGGUGCGUAAAGAAAAGGGGUCCAGUCUUCACGGCCGCCUUUAGCCCUCUAGUUCAGAUUAUGGCAGCCAUGAUAGAUAUCCCCGUUUUGCAUGAGCGCUUCUAUCUUGGAAGUCUGUUAGGAUCCAUCGCUGUGAUCAUUGGCCUCUACAUCCUUCUUUGGGGUAAGAAGAAAGAAAUGCAGAAUUUUGCGACCAAACUGGCUCAAGAAGCUGAAGAGAACAAGACGCAGGAGCCACAUUUGCAGGUCAUUACAGUCUCCAGCGAUUCACAUCCUUCUUGA